Messenger RNA from Hyla sarda, 4643 nucleotides. RefSeq names its product Janus kinase 1 (gene JAK1). Bases 976 to 4380 code for a protein of 1134 amino acids. The transcript has 28 exons. NCBI's taxonomy places the organism in Eukaryota, Metazoa, Chordata, Amphibia, Anura, Hylidae. The record is from RefSeq and is a predicted model, not a curated record. Gene Ontology annotation, cellular component: cytoskeleton; membrane; cytosol. Gene Ontology annotation, biological process: cytokine-mediated signaling pathway; hemopoiesis; tyrosine phosphorylation of STAT protein. Gene Ontology annotation, molecular function: ATP binding; cytokine receptor binding; non-membrane spanning protein tyrosine kinase activity.
CCUGAACCUGGGUCAAGGGCGCUGUAACAUAUUGCACUGCAGGGAAACGACUCAGAAAAGGAAACAUUUAUUGCAAUUCUCCUGAACCUGGGUUAAGGGCGCUGUAACAUAUUGCACUGCAGGAAAGACUCAGAAAAGGCAACAUUUAUUGCAAUUCUCCUGAACCUUGGUCAAGGGUGCUGUAACAUAUUGCACUGCAGGGAAACGACUCAGAAAAGGAAACCAUUUAUGGCAAUUCUCCUGAACCUGGGUCAAGGAUGCUGUGACUGACAGGCUACCCUGGCUCAGUUAUCACAGUGCUGAUGCUGUCUAGUCUAAAGGUACAGUACUGUGAUAACUGAAGGAUGGCAGCCAUCUUAACAUCAUGAUCUCACAACUUACCAGAAGACUACGCUCCGGCAUCUUGUUUUGUGCUCAGAAGAAUUCUUAUCUGGAAAUGUACAUUGCUACAGAAAAUAGUAAUUACUGCAAUAAAACCAGUGAAAUAUAUAUGGGCUGAUAAUAUUUACUUGCGCCCCUUUCACAUCAUAUUUAUCAGCUUCCCUCUUUGGCGAUUUUUCAUUUUUGCACUUUUACCUCUUCGCCUUCUAAAAAUCAUAACACUUUCAAUUUUCCACCUAAAAAGCCACAUGAAGGCUUUUUCUUUGCGCCAACAAGUUUGCUUUGUGAUACCGUUAAGAAUUUCACCACAAAAUCUAAUAAAAUUAUUUGUGGGGCAAAAAAAAAAAAAGCUAUUUUGUAAUUUUUAGCGGCUUCCGUUUCUACCCAGUGCAGUUUUCGGUAACAAAUUGCACCUUAUAUUUAUUCUGUAGGUCCAUACGGUAGCAAGGAUACCCAAUUUUAUAUACGAACUCACUAUUAUUUGAUACACGCAUGAAUGGGAGUGAAUAAGAUGAGAUCAGUUUUACAGCGUCGGUCUUAACAUUCAACAGAAGACAUGUUUCUAGUUUGACCGUGGCAUGAGAUUUUACAGCGAUGGCUUUCUGUGCAAAAAUCCGAAACGCCAAGAGGUGCGAAGUUGACGCCAUUCCUCCCAGAGGUAUAGAAAUCCAUUUUUACCUGGGAGACAAGCCCCCAUUAUCGUUUACAGAAGGAACAUACACGGCAGAGGAUCUGCUCAUCGAGGCGGCACAGAAAUGCAAUAUUUCACCAUUGUGCCUCAAUCUGUUUGCACUUUACAAUGAGAAGGACGACCUCUGGUUGCCUCCAAAUCACCUCUUCAAGAUAGAUUCCAAUACAUCUCUGAAACUGUUUUACCGGGUCAGAUUCAUUUUUACAAACUGGCAUGGAACGAAUGAAAGUGAACCAUCGGUCUGGAGAUAUUGCCCCAAAAAGCAUAAAGACAGCUAUGACAACAAGCAGGUCCCGGAUGGGACCCCGAUCCUUGAUGCCAGCUCCCUGGAUUAUAUUUUUGCACAGGGCCAAUAUGAGUUGGUGAAAUGUCUGGCACCUGUCCGAGACCCAAAAACUGACAAUGAGAUGCAUGAAAUAGAGAAUGAGUGCCUGGGGAUGGCGGUGCUGGCGAUCUCUCACUAUGCCAUCAAGAGGAACAUGCAGCUGCCAGAACUUCCCAAAGAUAUAAGUUACAAAAGAUAUAUCCCAGAGACCUUAAACCGAACCAUUAAACAGAGGAACAUCCUCACCCGGACGAGGAUCAACAACGUCUUCAAGAACUUUCUGAAGGAAUUUAACAACAAAACGAUCUGCGACAGCAGCGUCUCGCCCCACGAUCUGAAGGUGAAAUACAUGUCCACCCUGGAGACAUUAACGAAAAACUACGGCGCAGAGAUCUUCCAGACAUCGAUCUUUAAUAUUACCUCAGAAAAGCCAUAUAAAAGUCACGAGGUGCACGAAGUCAUGGUUACUGGGAACAAUGGGAUUCAGUGGAGGCCGAAACCAGCGCCUGAACCCAAUGAAAAAGAGAAGAAGACAAAGAAGAAGAAAGGGGACAAUAAAAAUAAAAAUGAUUCAAAGGAGAUCAAGAAUCCAUGGACCUUCUUCUCUUACUUCCCCGAAAUCACUCACAUUGUUGUGAAGGAAGACACGGUCAUCAUAAAUAAUCAGGACAACAAGUGCAUGGAGCUGACUCUUUCCUCUCCAGAGGUGGCGCUCUCCUUUACAGCCUUGAUUGAUGGAUACUUCAGACUCACCGCAGACGCUCACCACUAUCUUUGCACGGAUGUCGCUCCUCCUCUGAUAGUGCACAACAUAAUGAAUGGUUGUCAUGGGCCAAUCUGCACGGAGUACGCCAUAAAUAAACUACGACAAGAAGGCAACGAAGAGGGUAUGUACGUACUGAGGUGGAGCUGUACGGAUUUCAAUCACAUUCUCAUGACUGUGGCCUGCUCCAAAGUAUCCCAGUAUGAAUCCAAGAAUCUGAAACAAUAUAAAAAUUUUCAAAUCGAAGUCCGAGACAAAACGUACUGUUUACUGGGCUCAGACCGCGUCUUUGACAACUUAAAGCAGCUGAUGGAACACUUAAAGGGACAGGUCCUCAGGACGGAUGACGUCAGCUUCACAUUGAAAGGAUGCUGCCGUCCUAAACCAAGAGAAAUAUCAAACUUACUGAUUGCCACAAAGAAGGCCAUAGACUGGCAGCCGGUUUACCACAUCAGUCAGCUGAGCUUUCACAGGAUCCUUAAGGAUCAGAUUGUACAGUUGGAGCAUCUGGGAAGAGGGACUAGGACGCAGAUCUACGCAGGAAAGCUGAACUACAAAGACGAUAACGACAGCGAACCAAGCGAAUUCGAAAAAGACAUUAAGGUCAUCCUGAAGGUCCUGGACCCAAGCCACAGGGACAUCUCUCUGGCAUUCUUUGAGACGGCGAGUAUGAUGAGGCAGGUGUCACACAAGCAUAUCGUCUUACUCCAUGGCGUAUGUGUGCGAGAUGUGGAAAAUAUCAUGGUUGAAGAAUUUGUAGAUUUCGGCCCUCUGGAUUUGUUCAUGCACCGAAAGAGCGAACAUCUUACAACUCCAUGGAAAUUCCAGGUUGCCAAACAGCUCGCAAGCGCCCUGAGUUAUUUGGAAGAUAAAGACCUGGUGCACGGGAACGUUUGUAUGAAGAACAUUCUACUAGCCAGAGAAGGGAUAGAUACUGAAUGUGGUCCAUUUAUAAAGCUGAGCGACCCCGGCAUACCAAUAACUGUGCUCACUAGACAAGAACGUGUAGAGCGGAUUCCCUGGAUUGCUCCAGAAUGUGUUGAUGACUCCAAAAUUUUGAGUGUCGCAGCCGAUAAAUGGAGUUUUGGGACCACCUUGUGGGAAAUCUGCUUUAAUGGAGAAGUUCCUCUGAAGGAUAAGACCCUGGCGGAGAAAGAAAGAUUUUACGAAGGCUGCUUCAUGCUGACCAAACCAUCGUGCGUUGAGCUGGCCAAUCUGAUCAUAAACUGCAUGAACUACGACGCCAACAGGAGACCCUUUUUCCGGGCAAUAAUGCGGGAGAUCAAUAAGCUGGAGGAGCAGAAUCCAGACAUCGUAUCCGAACCGUCUCAUUCUACACAAGUUGAUCCGAGUUUGUUUGAGAAGCGGUUCCUGAAAAGAGUGCGGGACUUGGGAGAGGGUCACUUUGGGAAGGUGGAGUUAUGUCGAUAUGAUCCUGAAGGUGACAACACCGGCGAGCUGGUCGCUGUGAAAUCCCUUAAACCGGGAACAGGAGGAACCCACAUCUCUGACCUCAACAAGGAGAUCCAGAUUUUGCGCAAUCUCUACCAUGAGAAUAUCGUGAAAUACAAGGGAAUCUGCGCGGAGGACGGCGGUAGCGGCAUUAAGUUAAUCAUGGAGUAUCUUCCUUCUGGAAGCCUGAAGGAGUAUUUGCCAAGGAAUGUCAACAAGAUAAACCUGAAGCAGCUGCUGCAGUACGCCAUCCAGAUCGCCAAGGGCAUGGCUUACCUAGGCUCCCGUCAGUACGUCCAUCGGGAUUUGGCCGCAAGAAACGUCCUGGUGGAAAACGAGCACAGAGUAAAGAUCGGAGAUUUCGGCUUAACCAAAGCGAUCGAAACCGACAAGGAGUAUUACACGGUGAAGGACAACCUGGACAGUCCGGUGUUCUGGUACGCCCCCGAAUGUCUGCUGCAAUGUAAGUUCUACAUCGCCUCUGAUGUCUGGUCAUUUGGUGUCACGCUGUAUGAAAUACUGACCUACUGCAAUUCUGAGGAUAGCCCAAUGACGAAGUUUCUCCAAAUGAUUGGACAGACUCAGGGCCAGAUGACAGUGACUCGUCUCAUCCGGAUUUUGGAAGAAGGAAAACGUCUACCUAAACCCAAAAACUGCACGGAUGAGCUCCGUCAACUGAUGCUGAGGUGCUGGGAGCAAAACCCAAGUAGUCGGGAUUCCUUCCAGACCUUGAUCCAAGGAUUGACAGACCUGAUAAACAAGAUGUAAGUGCGCUGGAGGACCGGACUCUAACAAUUGCUGCUCCCAUGGAUGCAUAGUCUAGAUCCAGGAUGUCAGUCUUCCUCUGCGAGACGAAAACCUUUUUAUUAGCGGCGGGUUUGGUGGAGAGCGUCACUACGCACAGUGCACAAGGAUACAGACAAUCACCCGUACUGAGACCAGAUCUUAUUAUUCCUGAGGAAUCCUAGAUUCUCACUAGUUCAUUUCCUGACUGUUCUGGAUCUUUCUGUGCUGCUGCUUUAGCUAAAGAA